UACCUAAUCCAAAUGAGGUUGGAACUUCUCAUUGGAAUUUUUAUUAUAAUAUUUGUGUCAAAUGGACAUGCAGGUCGAGUCAGAUUUGAAAGCAAAAUCUCAACGCCUAAUAAAGCUAUUAGAGGUAAUGGAUAUUUAAAUCCGAAGACAAAGCAACAAAUUCCCAAAAAAUCUGCGAUGAAAAUGCGCAAAUUCACCCAAAGCUUCAACCAUGUUUCUACACCAAAUGGUCAUGAAAUGGAGUAUUCAAUGCAACAUGAAGUGUAUAAUCCCAAACCCCGCUCUAAACCAAAACCAAAGACAGCUCUUGUUCAAGAACCAGCCCCUUCACAACCUGCACCUGUGCCUCAACAACAAGAGACUGUUAAACCUCCACAAUCAACACCGUGGGACAAAAAUGAGUUGAUUGAGCAUGUUAUUGCUGCUUACAAGAAUUCAUGCAAAAGUUCUGAUAUUGUCAUUUUUUCACCAGAGGAGAAGCAUAAAUUAAUCUCGUCAAUUAAAAAAAUGCCUCUUGUUGCUAACAACUUUACUUGGGUGAUGAAUGUUGAAAUGUUUUGCACCUUGAAUUUUUGGCGUGUACACUCUUGUUUCAAUAUGCCUUUGGAAGGUGGAUUCAAAACGGCACUAGCUACUAAUGGGAUCGAAUUCAAUGAUAACAGCGGUGCGCAUGGUUCCGUAUGUGCAUUAAUUAGAAAAUUUGAAUCUGAUGAGUUGAAAGAAUCGAGAACUUUGGCGAAAGAUGAAUUAAAGGAUAAUUUAGCCCAUAUUUUGCUUGAUGAAUUUCACAAGUCACGUUCAUUGCCUCAUCCAUCAGAACCUUUCCUCAUAGCAUUUCCUCUGAAAGGAGCAAAUGUUGCAUAUUGGACGCUGGCAACGAAAAUCGAACAGUUCAACACUCAUUUGUCUAAACAAGCAAGUGAUUUUUGUACGGCUUUUCACUCAGAACAACAACUAUUCGACCACUUCGAGAAGUUUACAGCUGGUACAGAAAAAACAAAAUUGGACGACGCUUUUCGUAAUUUGACAAAUGUAAUGAAUUCAAUUCCUUUGGUAAAAGCCGCAGGAAAAGAAGGAAGCGAAGAGAAUUGCACCUAUGAUCUUUUCCUGUUCCGCGCCGAGCUAGAGUUUUUCCUGGCACUCGACAAUGCAAUUAUAAAUUGGCUAGCUCAAUACGGUACACAUGAUCAUGAAUAUUUCUGUCCUGAAUGGCGAAGACAUUGUUUAUACGAAAAAAUCCGUCAAAGGAUUAGAGAAAUAAAGAAAAUCACAGAGGGAUUAAUCAAGAAUUUGCAUGGGUGGUUCGAUGGACGAACACAUGGUCGAAUCAAUGAGGACUUUGAUCAUUUCGUUAAAAAUUAUGUUGCCGAACGCUUCCGCAUAAAUAUUCCUGCACCUCCGAAACCAGAACCUAUGAGAGUUAAAGUAAAAUACGAGCAAGGCGGAUAUAAAAAUAAAAUGAUUUAUGAGCAUGAUGGGAGAAACAAAAUGAGAAUGAUCACAAAAGUCGCUCAUUCAAAUCCUAAAAUUGGAACAAAAAAGUUUACCAAUGAAAUGUAUAUGCCUAAAGCCGCUUUUGCAAAUCCCAACAACUUUUCCUUCAAUCAUCAAUAUAAUCAUGGAGUACAACAAGAUAUGUCAGAGGAAGGUGAUGACAAUGAGAUGAUGUAUAAGCCUAAAUCAGCUUAUAAAAAUCCCAACAAAUUUUCCUUCAAACAUGAAUAUAAUCACGGUCCUCAUAAUGAUAUGUCAGAAGAAUUGGGGGAAGGAGAUGAACAUGAAGGAAGUGAACAGAACGAAGGCGAACAUGGAAUGGACAUAGAUGCUAGUGAUGAAGGUGGAAUGCACACAAAUAUGGAGAUGAGCCAUGAAUUUGACCAACAUCCAUAUGGUGAUAUGCAAGACACUUCAAUAGAAAUGGGCCAUGAGGAGAUAAUGGACAAAAACGGGAAGAAACGUAAUGCUAUUAACUAUCGUUGCCGCGUCGGGGCGAAUGAGAUGAGCUAUCAAUUUGGCUAUGACCCUGCAUGCGCUGCAUAA
Molecule: messenger RNA, 2040 nt
Organism: Meloidogyne enterolobii
Lineage: Eukaryota; Metazoa; Nematoda; Chromadorea; Rhabditida; Meloidogynidae
Source: the annotation of a GenBank genome assembly